Ricinus communis (castor bean) is the source of this 526-nucleotide messenger RNA. RefSeq lists its product as uncharacterized. Lineage: Eukaryota; Viridiplantae; Streptophyta; Magnoliopsida; Malpighiales; Euphorbiaceae. The transcript has a single exon. The record is from RefSeq and is a predicted model, not a curated record. Bases 47 to 373 code for a protein of 108 amino acids.
UCCCACAUCCACAACAAACACUUGCACCAUCUCCACAAAGAGAAGAAUGGCACAAAUGUGGCUCUUGUGGUUGCCAAAAUGCAUCUCCACCACCACCUCCAAAAUCGCCAGUGCAAACAAUACAGCGAGCACUGUUUCUCCGGCCGCCGCCACUGCAGCGGCCAGCACUACAAUGGUAGAUGACAAUGGACAGCAUUGUCGUUGUGGGGGACUAACAAAGGUGAUAAAGAAGCUUAAGAGGCAAGGAAGAAUGAUACGGGCCGCCACUGCAAGCAGGCAAUCAUCUUUCCAAUGCGGAUAUGACCCAUUAAGCUAUUCUCUCAACUUUGAUACAAGUGGGUGUGGGAGUAUGAUGGAUGAUCGAGAUUACUAGAAGUUUUGUGCUUUCUCAAGAUUUGUUGGGAACCCAACAACUUCUUGUCCAAGACUAGCACCCAAUUCUCACUAGAUACUUUAUUACAUACAAAUUUAUUAGUAUAUUAUUCCUUUUUAAUCUUUUGGAAUUUUGUUUUUAGUUUUAGUUUAA